ACGCAUUGUCAAUGGCGACCGCAGCUGCCGCAGCCAGCAGCAGGCUGCGGCGCUGCCGUGGGCGCACCUGCGUGCCACCACCGGUUGACAGCGGCUCGGCUGAAAAUUUCAUGGCCAGUGUAUCGAGCGGGGAGGCGACCGCGCGCGCCACGCGCAGUCGCGCUGCGCCGCCCGUCAGAGCGCCCGCUUGGUCCGCUCCUCCGGAGCUCGCGCUGACGUCUCCACACAACAAUAACACGCGCCCGGCCGACCGGCGACCGCCAUUCAUAGCCAGUGCCAGUUGCAAGUGCAGUGCCCGAGCACGUGAGCCGGACCCGCGGACAUGUAAAUAACGGAGCCCGGUGACACCGCCGCCUCAAACAUGUGGCACGACGGAGACGUACGCAAGAUGAAAUAACAAGUGUGUGCGGUGACCCCCGGCAUGCGGUCGGGGGAGGGAGGCGAGGGCUCGGAGCUGGCGGAGUUCGGCGCGCGCUGGCCGUCGUACGGGCAGGGGCCCGGCUACGGCUGGACGGCGCGCUCCGCCACACCGCAGCACCCGCCGCAGCACCACCUGGCGCGCCACUCGCGCUCGCAGCAGGACAACCGGCACACGAGCUACGAGGCGGAGGACGCGCGGGCGCGCGCGCGCGGCGGCGUGUACUACUCGCCGCCCGGCACCUCCUACACCAUCGUGGAGCGCCCGGCCUCCUCGCACGGCCACCACGCCUCCUACUCGCAACACUACUCUGGGAAACUCACCCGGCAACCUUAUCUUGGUUCUUCCACUAUAGGCAAUAGUGCAGCAGGUGCAACAAGUCUUCGCAACAGCACUUCUCACCUGAGCGCGGCGAACGGCAAGAAGCGGCCGAUCUCGCCGGAGCAGGUGCUGCGCCUCUUCGGGCAGGGCGGCGCCGCGGCGCUCGGCAAGGCCCUUCCGCCGUCGCACCCACCCGCCCGCAGGCACUCGCCCGCCUCCAGCCCUAGCAGCACCACGCACCAUGCGAUAUAUCGGGGCGGCGAGCGGGAGCGGCCGUACUCGUCGGGCGGCGCGCCGGCGCACCCGCCGGAGCCGACCACGCGCACGGUCACCAUGAGCCGGGACCCCGCCGACUCCCACGGCUUCGGCAUUUGCGUCAAAGGUGGGAAGGAGGCAGGUGUCGGAGUGUACAUUUCGCGUGUGGAGGAGGGCUCGGUGGCGGAGCGCGCAGGGCUGCGCCCCGGAGACUCCAUCCUCCAAGUCAACGGCACCCCCUUCUCUGGCAUAUCGCAUGAGGACGCGCUCAAGAUGCUGAAGUCAUGUCGGCAGCUGACGAUGACGGUGCGCACGGCGGGCGCCCUGGUGGGGCGCGCGUCGUGCUCGUGGAUGGACCGCUACGGGCGGCCCGCGUCGCCGCCGCCGCCGCGCCAGUCGCGCUCCGCCAGCAAGGACCGCUCGAUACGCAGGGUGGACCUCUGUAUCGAGCCUGGGCAGUCGCUCGGGCUGAUGAUCCGAGGCGGCCUGGAGUACAGCCUCGGCAUCUACAUCACGGGCGUCGACAAGGACUCGGUAGCGGACAGAGCUGGUUUAAUGGUGGGCGACCAAAUUCUGGAAGUGAACGGGCAGUCGUUCGUGGACGUGACGCACGACGAGGCCGUCGCGCAGCUGAAGUACCACAAGCGCAUGUCGCUGCUAGUACGAGACGUGGGCAAGGUGCCGCACGCGUGCACUGCCUACGGGGAGCGCGAUGCGACGCCAAGAAUAAGCGGUUGGGGCAAGCGAAGAGGCGCGGCAUCGACAGCAGUGGAGCAGAAGGCGCGUUCACUACUACCGCAGAGCGACCUGCCAGCGCUAGCGUACUACAUGGAGGAGUACGCGGCGCGGCGGCUUGCUACCGACGCCUUCCUAACCGUGCUGCGUGACCUGCUCGACACGCCGCAGAAAUAUACUCUCCUAACGGAAAUCCGAGAAUUCAUGCUACCUGAAGAUCGGCCGAGAUUCGAUGAGCUAGUCUACAGGCGUGGCGACGAACCUCCCGAUCAUCAUUUAAAGCGCGGGGCAGAAAGACACAUGCUGCCCUCCUCGACGAUGCACGAUUUGCACGACGCGGAGGGGCCGGCGGAGGCGCCGCUCGUGGCCGACCACCGCUCGCCCUCCGAGGACUCCGGCUUGGGCCUGCCGCCGCAUGACCACGCCUACAGGAGCGGGCGCCCGUGGCGGCCGGCCGACGCGCCGCCGGCUGACGACGACCUGGAACCACCGCAUGAGGAAUACGAAGAAGAAGGGCGGCGGUCGCGGCGGCACUCGUCGCCGUGCAACUCUCGGGAAGGCAGCACGACCGCGUUGCACACGCAGCAUUACGAUGAACAGUGCGGCUAUCUCGAGGGGCUGCGCUCAUCACUCGGUGGCUGGACGCAGAAAGUUAAAUCAUGGUACUGGGGACGCCCACUAGAGUUGGCGCACAAGUUGUCUCGAAGUUUUGACAUGAAGGAAGACGGUGGAGCGCUCGCGGAAGACCGGGGCGGGAUUCGACGGCACCAGUCCAUGCAGCGGCUGCAGCAUGAGGCCGGGGACGAGGCGCGCGCGGCGCGCGUCGUGCCCGACCACCACGGCAACCUGCACGUGACCGUCAAGAAGACCAAGCCGAUCCUCGGCAUCGCCAUAGAAGGCGGCGCCAACACUAAGCAUCCGCUGCCUAGGAUUAUAAAUAUACACGAGCACGGGGCUGCGUAUGAAGCGGGAGGACUAGAGGUUGGUCAGUUGAUACUGGCCGUCGACGGACACAGGGUGGAAGGUCUACAGCACCAGGACGUGGCGCGGCUCAUCGCCGAGUCCUUCGCGCAGAGGGACAAACCGGAAAUCGAGUUCCUAGUGGUCGAAGCAAAGAAAUCGAACCUGGAGCCGAAGCCGACCGCGCUCAUUUUUCUGGAGGCCUAACAUCUACUGUCCCUCCCCGCCAGCGACCCCCCGGCCGCGCUGGGCACCGCGACCUUGGGGGCCGACCUCACCGCGCACACCACGGAAUAGCCAACUCCAACCUGCGCUGCCACAUGCUCUUCUAAACGCUUUUCUGAAACCUCGCUACCCCGCCGGUAAAUAAACAUCCACAUGAUUACGUGUACGUGAGAUGUGUACGAGUAUUUUACACAAAAUCAUUGCGCGGGGUGCGGAGCAGAGACGUGCUCUACAUGAGAUCCGAUGAGGACUAAUGUUUAACAUCGACACUGAUAUUGACCCCACGUUUCGACGAUGACGAGAGAUACGGAAAAUGACGCAGGUCUAGCAGGCUAUAACAAAAUUAAUGGCACAAGGGAGGCAAUCUAAAUUUUUUAAACCGCGACGAAAUGUCCGAAACUAUGAUGAAUUAGUUACGAAGCACACUGCCCGAAAGUUUUUAAACUUUUCUUACAAAAUUAAUCUCCCUUAUUUCUAAAGGGAGUUUCGGGUAGUCUGAGAGAUUUUGUAAAUUAUUUUCUAGAAUUAGAAAUUAAACCAAUUUUAACAGUAGUCAGCGACUGAAUUUUAUAAAAAAUUAAACCCUACUUUUACUAACUAAAAAUAAGUUCAUCUUAAAAGAUCACACAUUUAAGCGUUCACAGUUAAAUUCGCAGUAAGUUCAAUAAAUUCAAUUCCGUAACUAAUUAAAUAGAGCUAGAAUAUGAAGCAGUGACGAUAACAUAUAUAGAUCUUACGAUGUUCAGUUUUGUGGCGAAUUGUGCUGAUAAAAAAUGAUUGGCAUUGGUGCUAUGGAAAGUGGUGAUUUAACAGUUGCGACUUUCCGGAUCAUAUACAUUGUAGUUUCAUUAGGGAUUCGAUUAGUGCUUGGUGGGCAUCAUAGCAUUUCAUGAGAAGAAAUUCACUCGAGAGCGUCAUCCAUGUGCCAUCAGAAUUGCGUUAGCGUUCGGGAAGUGCAUCCAGCGGCGGUUUGGCUUGGCGUCAUGUCAUGAUGCCACCGCGUCACCGCAGUAGCGCAUCGUCAUGUGUCAUGUAGAGAGAGCUUGCAGCACAGCGCACUCCCCUAAGCAAGCUGUUCCUAUAUACUUAACAACCAUUCAUUCUAUUAAACCUUUAUCAGACUGACUGUUCAAAAAUGACGAUCAAAUGUCAGUCUUAUUCAUUGAAAAUAGAGCACAUGUUUGAAGUGCCGUAUGUGGGAAUUAUAUGACCUAUAUACAAUUCCCACAUACGGUACUUCAAACAAGUGCUUAGCCUGAUAGAGGGUUAACUCUAUUGAUUGAUUUUAUUUUAUUUUAGGCAUAGAAAAAGUGCACUAAUUGGAGUAAUACUUGGUAGCGAGUACCUACUGUUAUCAGGCGUUAAAGUAGAGUUGCUACAUAACCCAAGGCAUCGUAAUACGCCAUCUACUUUAGAGGCCAUAUAUAACUAAGCUUAGAAUAUAUUUCUCCGAUUUGUGCGUUUUUUCAUUUCUUCGUCUAUGAUUUUAAGUAAAAAUAUUUAAUUUACAAUGUAGAAUUUAGCAUCCGCAAGUCGGUGUAAGUAAUAUUUUAUUAAGUUGUAGGUAUUAUAGAACCGAUCGUAGAGCAUAGUGUUUCGUUGUGCUUGUUCAGUUUGCUUGGCGGCUCCAUCAGUGCGACAUUGUCAUUCCAUCAGGUAGUAAGCGGUGAGUUUACGAAAUUAUGGCGGAGAGGGAUUUUAGCCCGCUCUUUUAUUUAUACAUACCUAUUUAUAAGUAGAUAUUUAAAUGAAUGUGUGCAAUAUAAUCAAAUGUUACGUUAGGUGUUAGAGUCAAUAUACAUUGCGAUGCUGUAGGCAUGGCGAACCAAGGGUAUAUUGCCGGAGUGUUUUGUUAUUAUAAUCCAAGAUAGGCGUGUUCAUCAAACUCGAACAAUUGCAUAUUCAUAUGGGAAAAGAAAGUUUCGUGAUGUGUGCAGCAUCGCGCAGCAUACUUCCGAUGUAUCGAUGUGCGUGUUGCUAGUGCUUCAAUUAUAACAAACAGCUGUAGAUAUUGUACACGUUCCAGCCGGUAUCGAUAUAUGUACAUGUAUAAACUGAGACAAUCUAUGUAUGUCGUGCUAAUUGAAAAUUAUACAUCCGUUCUUGAUUUUCUGG
This is a messenger RNA of Cydia fagiglandana, 5029 nucleotides long. It is a transcript of the gene dysc, whose product is annotated as whirlin. The transcript has 19 exons. Gene Ontology annotation, cellular component: stereocilium tip; cilium; stereocilia ankle link complex. The record is from RefSeq and is a predicted model, not a curated record. Gene Ontology annotation, molecular function: protein binding. Gene Ontology annotation, biological process: rhabdomere development. NCBI's taxonomy places the organism in Eukaryota, Metazoa, Arthropoda, Insecta, Lepidoptera, Tortricidae. Bases 422 to 2896 code for a protein of 824 amino acids.